Molecule: messenger RNA, 655 nt
Organism: Schistocerca gregaria
Lineage: Eukaryota; Metazoa; Arthropoda; Insecta; Orthoptera; Acrididae
Product: dehydrogenase/reductase SDR family member 11-like
Exons: 5
Coding region: 1-612 (203 amino acids)
Source: RefSeq, a predicted model, not a curated record
AUGGAUCGCUGGCGCGUCCGGGUGGCGGUGGUGACUGGCGCCAGCGCGGGCAUCGGCGCCGCCGUGGUGCGCGCCCUGCUCCGGCACGGCGUCACCGUCGUGGGAGUCGCCCGGCGCGCCGACAGGGUGCAGGCUAUUGCCAAGACCCACUCGUACCCUGGCAAGCUGCACGCAGUCGAGGCAGACCUGAGCAAGGAGGGGGACAUACAGGCGGCCUUCCGCUGGCUCAAGGAUAACCUUGGCCGCGUCGACAUCCUGGUCAACAACGCUGGCGUCUUCUCUGACUCUCAGCUUACAGAGAGCAGCACGGAGGAGUUCCGCCGCAUGCUGGAGGUGAACGUGCUGGGGCUGACGCUGUGCACCAGGGAGGCCGUUAACCUGAUGCGCGCCAAGGGCGUCGACGACGGCCACAUCGUCAACAUCGGCAGCGUGGCGGGCCACUGGCUACCCCUGAUGUCGGAGGGCGCUUUCUACUACGGCACCAAGCACGCGGUCAGGGUGCUGUCCGAGGGCCGGCGUCGCGAGUUCCUCCAGCGCGACUCGAACAUGAGGGUCACCGUGCACGAGAUGAUGGUGAUGCCGGUCAAACAGAAGCACCUGAGCGAACUGUAGCAGACACGCUGCCUACUUGUGAUAGCCUCUUCAGUAUGCGACA